GCCUGGGGGGGCCCCCAGAGUGAACAGGGCCACACUUACUGAGCCCCUGCUGGGUCCCAGGCAUGGUGCUUGGAACUUGGGACACAUUCUCAGUGACCUCUGAAACAGCACUGCGGAGUUGGGAGUAUCAUCUCCAUUUUACAGAUGAGGAAAACAGAGGCACAGAGGAGUCAAAUGACCUUUCCAAGGUUACACGGUGACCUCAGACAGGCAGGGGAGGACUGAGACCGGGGUCUCCAGUCCCACGGCAGGCCUCUCUCAUGGCCCAUUUUCUCCUCUCUCCCCUUCUCUGUAUUCAGACGUGUGACGCGAGCCGAGGGGCCUCCGCUCUGCGCUACUGCGUGACGGUCAGCGGCACGGUGCUUCUGGUAGCUGGGACACUCUGCUUCGCUUGGUGGAGUGAAGGAGAGGCAGGGGCUCAGCCCGGCCAGCUGGCCCCACCCACUGGGCACCCCAUGCCUGAGGCCCCCAGGCCCCUGCUCAGGUCGGUCAGCUUCUUCUGCUGCGGCGCGGGAGGCCUGCUACUACUCUUGGGCCUGCUGUGGUCCAUCAAGGCCAGCACCCGGGGGCCUCCCCGGUGGGACCCAUAUCACCUCUCCAGAGACCUGUACUACCUCACUGCGGAGCCCUCGGAGAAGGAGAGCUAUAGGCUCCCAGAGGUGGCUGCCAUCCCCACUUACGAGGAGGCCAUGUGCUGCCUUCUGGCCGAGGGGCCCCCGACUCGGCCCGCGGACCCCCUGGAGGAAGGCCUGAAGGACAGUGCCUCUGGGGAUGCCCUGCUCGGGACCCAGCGCCCCCUGCCGCCGCCCAGCUACGAGAGCGUCGUUGGUGCCGAGCGUGGCAUCUCCGGAGAGACAGGCCCGGCUCGGACUGCAGGGGGGCGAAGCUCAAGGCUCCCGGCAGACCCCAGAGCUGGAGACAGGUGGUGCGCGUGGGCCGUAUAGUGCAGGGCCUGGCACACGGGGGCAUGCGACAAAUGUUUGCUGCUGAAUGCUCGCGUCUUGACCUAUUGCUGUGUAACAGACAGCUUCAAAUAAAUGCAUUUCAUUCUC
Molecule: messenger RNA, 1052 nt
Organism: Mirounga angustirostris (Northern elephant seal)
Lineage: Eukaryota; Metazoa; Chordata; Mammalia; Carnivora; Phocidae
Gene: TMEM61
Product: transmembrane protein 61
Exons: 2
Coding region: 261-944 (227 amino acids)
Source: RefSeq, a predicted model, not a curated record